AUGAAUUCAAAGUUUACAGGCGAUCAUGGCUCUAGUUCUCCCACUCAUAGUGGAAACCAUCUUGGUGAAUCCUCUCACAAGAAGAAAGGCAGGAGUAAUUAUGAGCCGUCCUAUAAAGGCGAGCAGGACUGGCGUCCUGCUGACUAUAAGCUCCUCGCUGAUGAUGAAGAGGAGAAAUUAAGAAAACAGAAGGAAAUCAAUUCCAAACUUAACGAUGACUUUAAGAGGAGACAAGCAAGAUAUCUCAAACGAGAGCAGGAAUAUAGAAGGCAUAUUGAAGACCUUCAGAGAGAACUCAGGAUUAGACUUGGCUAUGAAGUUGACGCUACUGAUAAGAACUUUAAAGUAAUCCAGGCUCUUCGUGACGAACUCCACUCAAAUAUUGAUGGAAUUCAGGACAAAAUUCAGAACUUAAAGGAAGAGCAGGAGAAUGAUAUUGUACGGAAAUUUACUGUCAACAAGCUCAAGGUAGAAAUUGAGAAUAGUAAAAACACCAAAGGGAUGUCUAAAGAAGAGCUUAAAGACAGAGAGAACCAAUUAAACCAGCACUUAGAAGUCAUCACCAAUAUCGCACAGAGAAUCGAAAACGAGAACAGAACUUUGAUGAAGAAGAACUCUGAGUUACGUAAGGAAUACCAGAACCAAGAGAAUGACAGAGAACUUCUCCUCAAGCAGCUUGUCAUGCUCAAGAAAGAAAAUGGGAAAAUCAAGGAAGAAAUCGACUACUACGACAAAAUUAUUGAAGAAAAGAAAGAAGAUGAUGGAGAACAGAUUGAUCUCGAUCGCUCCCCAUCCAAAUCCUCAAUGUCUAAAAAGAAAGGAAAGAACCUCAUGAAUUCCAGAAAGAAGAACUCAAAGAGGAAUAUUACCAAUGCAGAGAGUCUUAGGCAGAGCUCUGGGAUGGGGCAUAUUGGUCAGAAGACUAUCGGAGAGAACUUCGCAGCGUCUUUUGGACCAGGCCCACAAGAAAGUGAGGAGGAUAAAAUCCAUAGAUAUGAAAGGAUCAUCGAGAAAUUAAAGAAAAAUCUUGAAUUUGAAAGAAAAAAUUUAAAAGGAGCAAGGAAUCAGUAUCAAUCUGAAAUGAACAUGAAAACUGAGCUUGAAGAAAUGCUUAAAGAGUGAGUUCAGCAGGUUCAGAAGGAGAUCAAGAAAAGGAACAGAGAUCCUAAGACUGCAGCUAUUAAUAAGAUACAAAAGAAAGGCAAGAAGCUAAAUGCCAUUGAUAACAUUGAGUUCACCGACCAUGAUAGGGAUAGAGUAAUUGAGCUACUUCUCUCACAAGAAAGAGUACUCCAUCUUCUGUAUGAAAAGACCUUCCCUAGCGAUGAGAAGCAAGAAGUCCAAGAAGAAGAGCCAGUUAUUAGAGACGAAGAUCCUGAAGGCGGCUUUGAAGAGGAAGACCAAGAGGAAAAUGAAGAAGAAAAUAUUGAAGAAAUUUCCAAAAAGCAGGAAUUAUAG
Moneuplotes crassus is the source of this 1458-nucleotide messenger RNA. Lineage: Eukaryota; Ciliophora; Spirotrichea; Euplotida; Euplotidae. The record is from the annotation of a GenBank genome assembly.